AUGAAAGCAGCGUACGGUGGGGAUGCCUCCCCACGCCGCCGGACGUGCAGAAACGUCUGCCUGGCGGCUACAGCUGCCGCCUUAGUCGCAACGAUCGUACUCGUGAUCCUCUGCCUGACGGUGUUCAAGGCAAAGAAUCCCACAACGACGGUCAACUCCGCCGUUCUGAAGGACUUCGAUGUGUCACUCAACAUUCCACGUGUCAGCGUGGACGUGAACUUGACCCUGGGCGUGGAUCUAUCCGUGAAAAAUCCGAAUAAAGUCGGGUUCAAGUACAAAAACAGCACCGCUUCUUUGAACUACCGGGGGAUCCAGGUGGGCGAGGCCCAAAUCGGAUCGGGCGAGAUAUCCGCGGACCAGACGAAGCCCAUGAACGUGACGCUGACCAUCAUGGCGGAUCGGCUGCUGGGGGAAUCAUCGGAGCUCUUUUCGGACGUGCGGGCCGGAACGCUGCCGUUGAAUACUUUUACCAAAAUCUCCGGGAAAGUCAUCGUUUUGGGGAUCUUUAAGAUUCAUGUCGUUUCCACCUCCUCCUGCGACUUCAGUAUCGAUGUCGGUAACCGCACUGUUGGAGAGCAACGCUGCACACACAAGACGAAGUUAUGAUUUUUUAUUUGUUUUGCUUGCCGUAUCGGAUGUUCUUAUUUACUGGAAUUUUUACGGUUGUCUGCUUGUGCGAGCUUAAUUUACAGAUUUGCCCCUCA
This is a messenger RNA of Pyrus x bretschneideri (Chinese white pear), 704 nucleotides long. RefSeq lists its product as uncharacterized. The transcript has a single exon. The coding region runs from base 1 to 606 and encodes 201 amino acids. Lineage: Eukaryota; Viridiplantae; Streptophyta; Magnoliopsida; Rosales; Rosaceae. The record is from RefSeq and is a predicted model, not a curated record.